GUCUAGAACAUGGCUGCGCCCAUUGUCCUCGUCGCGGGCGUUUUGACAGCUUUUUCAUUAUUUGACAGUGCUUCCAGCUCAGGCAGAACGCUGAAACUUACUCACGUGAUUUUCAGGCAUGGGAAUCGCUCUCCCAUCCAAGCCUACCCGACAGAUCCUUACCAGGAGGACAGCUGGCCGCAGGGAUUUGGACAGCUCACCCAGGAAGGGAUGCGGCAACACUAUGACUUGGGCCAGUGGUUCAGACAGCGCUACGUGACAGACAAGAAACUGCUGAAUUCGUCCUACAUCCGAGCCGAGAUCAAAGUCCGCAGCACAGCCUAUGAUCGGACCCUGAUGUCGGCCCAGAGUAAUCUGGCUGGACUGUACCCCCCAGAGGGCUGGCAGGUGUGGAAGGAGCAGUUGGCAUGGCAGCCCAUCCCCAUAUUCACAGAGCCAUUGACCAACAAUUUUUUACUUGUUACAGAUGAUUUUGCAUGCCCAAGAUUGAAGGAAUUACGAGCCAAACUGGAGAAAUGGCACAAUGAAUACAUCAGCAAAAACCAAACUUUCUUCAACUAUCUUGCAGAACAUGCAGGGUUUGACCCCAAUAAUGUCACAUAUUACAAUUUUACAAGAAUAGCAGAUUCCAUGCAAUUUGAGCUUGCUGAUGGUCGGACGUUACCACUCUGGGCAACCAAAAAAGUCCUUAACAGGUUGCUACCUCUACAGGAUUUUUCCUAUAGCAGCGAGGCUCAACUAAGUGAUGAAUACUUCAGACUUUGCUCAGGUGGUUUUGUUAGUGAAAUCGUCACCCACCUCAAGGAUAAAAUAGCAGGGACAGAUUCUACAAAGAUGUACAUGUACAGCGCUCAUGAUGAUAAUGUGGCAUGGGCGCUCCGAUGUCUGAAUGUAUUCAACAAUCUCAUGCCUCCUACAGCGAGCUGUCUUUUGAUUGAACUGUACCAGGAAGGAGAUAAAUCUUACACGGUGGACGUUUUGUUUAAAAACAACACAAAAGAAGAGCCGCUAAAGUUGCGACUGCCAGGUACCAGUGGGCAGUGCACUGUGGAUCAUUUCUUCAAUAUUACACAGCGCUUUUUACUCACCGACGUCUCAGCAGCCUGCAAGGCCCAGAAGUCAUCAUAUGGUAGAUCAGGAUUCCUUCCAAAGACAUGGAACACAGGCUGGAUUUUGGUUGUGUGUGCCUCACUGCUUGCGGUCGUCAUUGCUAUUGCCAUGGUCAUCGUCCUUUUCAUCGGUACCCGGCGGAGAAAACUGCUGCUGAAGGCACGUCGUAUGCAGCCAAUCAGUUUCCGACUCCUGGGUCAUGUGGGCACUGAUUCUGAAGAUGAAUCAGUCUUCGAUACAUGACCAGCCAGCAACUAGAUUAGGUAACCUGAUUUUCCUUUAUCUUUUCAGGUCUUACCUGUUAAUUCUAAGCAUUCAGUCUUUCGACUCUCAACUGAGCAGAACUUGAUUUCUGUUCCACAGUGACUAUUUAUUGAAAAUUAAAACAGCACUUUGACGGAUUUGUCUUCGCCAUUUGUGUUUAAAAGACUUAGUGUACCUGCGAACAUUAGGUGGUCGGAAAUUGAAAUGACCAUAUCACAAACCAAGGGCCCAUUUUUUUAAAUGGCAAAAUAUGCAGCUGUGCGAAAAAAGCUACAUGUAUUGACAGUGUAUGUUCAUGUACACACAUAAUAACUGCCAUUUUUAUGAAGCAGAUAGCACCCUCUUUUUUUCGCUGUAUUAAAACUUAAAUAUCGAAACAGUUCUGAUUAAAUUGGAAUGGUUUUCAGGUAUGUCCAAGGAAGACUAGCAAGUUCUAGACUUGCAAGAUUAAGGAGCACAUGUGAAAAUGUUGUUGAAAUCUCAAGAGAAAACUUGACAGCCAUUGAAAUAAAAAUUCAGAAUAGAUAUCAGUGGAACAGUAUGUUUAAUGUCAACAUGUCAAGUAUUAUUUCAUGAUCUCAUGCCGUAUUGGGUUUUGUUUGUAUCUAUAAAUGUUACCUGUCACUGAUGUUCUGACUUUCAGAUUUAAUAAUUAGGUCACCAGGGGUGUGCUUGUACAACCAAUAUACCUGGAUUAUGUUAAUAUGUUUUUUAAUUCAACCAUUGUGAAUAAAACAGCCACAUACUGCUCUAGACAUAUUUUUACUCAAAAUAAGGUGAAACACUCAGCAGCAAUGAAAUAUUACUGAAGGACAACCUUCAAACGUAAUUGUUCAGUUUAAAAAACAGUAUUGUUUGCACUACCUUCUAUCUGGACGGAGAGCAUGUGCCAGUGUUGUGGAGCUGCUGACAUUUGGAACAUUGCUUCACAAAUUUGUGUACUUUGCAAUGAGGUUGGCACUGACCAAAUACAGUUGACUGUCCUUAACAUGAACACUGCUAGAACAAGCGAAAAUAUUACUCUCCAGAAUGUUACUUGUACCAAAAUUUUGUAUCAGGACAGCCAGUCUCAUACACUGUGCACAUACUAUAAAUGUACAUCUACAUAUAUAGCAAAGUUGAGGCCAUAGUUGCUUUAAACCAGAAUUUGUAUUAAUGCGGUUUGUGUUUCAAUGUUUGUGACUCUUUGUUUCAUCAAUGGAUCACUUGUUUAAUCACAAUUAACAAUAUGAUCACACAUAUCUAAAAAUAAAUCAAAACCAUGCUAUACUAAAGCCCAGUGAAAAAGGUAGGCUGUGGUUGGCACUGUUUUCUAUCCCCCCCAAGUUUAUGGAAGCCUUUGUAUAUUGUGUCCACCAGUCCAAGUAGACACUUAUCGGAAGAGCAAAAGGCUGAGGAGACUGAUAACAUAAAGUUAGUAUUCCAUGAUGAUGGUUUUGAAGGAUGUACCAAUGGUAGAUCUGGUGGUAGCUGUCCAAAAGUAGAAUUAAUCACAAAAUGCAAAACAACUCGUAAAAUUCAAAAAAGUAUUUAGAAUGCCAAAACACUGAUAAAACGUUAAACAACUCUUCAAAAUGCAGAACACCUAAAUGCACGCGUUUGCAUUGUCAUUGCGUUGCAUUGAUGUAGUGUCCUUUUCACUUGUGCUUUGUGGAAUGGUGCUGUGAAGUUUGAGUUGCAGGGUGAAAAGCUGGAAAAGGUUCAGGGUCUGCUGUUGAUGAAUUGGCAGGUGCCUCAUUGUGCCCAGGUUUGUUGAAGCCUAGCCAGCAUCCGAGGAAGCGGUCGAUCACGGGAUCCAUCAUCACAAGGCAGCUCUGGGCAUGGUGACCUCUCCAUGUUUCCAUGCUUUCCUGUAUCUUCUGAUGACAUGCCAGGUGUAGGGCUGGGGGAACCCCUAGAGUGUGGUGCUGUAGGUGGAGGGCACUGCAGCAUUGGUGGUGUAGGGGAAUGAAGGAGAAUGAGUCGGUGUGGUUGGCUGAGGCAUGGGGGUAGGGUAGGUUGGUCACCGCAGUGUCCCACAGUAGGCUGCGCUGAGGCAUUGGUGGGAACUUAGACCAAGGGUGGACGUGGUGCCACUGAGGGUAUGUUGGGCUGGCGUCACCUAUCGUCCAUCAGGGUGCAUCGAGGUGGGAGGCUCUGGUAUGGAGUGAACUUCCUGAGGAAUUUGCAAUUACAAAGGCCAGAACCAUUGACAGAAAUGACAUAUUGAUCAAAUUGACAAACCUCAGUGACAGUUUUGUCCGACUUGUUUGGGUGAUGGCCAGUUUGGUUCUGAAUUUUCAUGAUCAAGGGUGGGAGACGGUGCCUUUUCCCUGGUUGCCAACAUUUUCCUCCAUUUGACGUAAGGAAGGUACCUUCCUGGAGGGAUGGUAAUGAAAUCCCUAAUUGGUCUGCCGAACACACACGUAGCUAGAGAGAUUUUCGUGUCUGGGUCAGGGGUGUUUCUGUAUGAAAGGAUGGCACAUUGGAGUGACAGUGUGUAGUUGUCUUGUGGAGCCUGUGUUGUCUGUCAGUAAGUGCUUGACUGUCUUUACCCCUGCUUCUGUCGUGCAGUUGCUCUGUGGAAAGGCAACAGAAGAGUUCGAGGCUGAUGCCACACCCCAAGCUUUCAGGAACAGGAGGUGAAUUCAGGACCACCGUCAGAUGACAGCUCAUCAGGGAGGAUCACCAUAUAUCAUAAAGGUUCAGUGGAGAAUGUCAAUGAGGCCUUUUGUACCAUUGGAGCUCCUCUUUACUAUGGGCCAAUUAGAAUACCCUGUUGACAAUGACUAGAUAGUUGGGACCUUGGUAGCUGAAGACAUUAGAGCAUAUGCUCUGGAAAGGGUACAUGGGUAGUACUGGAGGGGUUGCAGGGGCACUACCGGUAGGUUGUGAUGGUACCAUGUGGUUGCAGUGAUUACAAGAUGGGUGAGUCUCGAUGAUCGCCAUGGUGAUGCAAGGCCAGAGCACAGAUGAUUCAGCUCUUGCCAUCAUAGCAGCUGCCCAUUGGUGGGCAGUGUGGAGGGCUGAGAGGACAUCAGCACGAAGGCUGGGUGGUGUCACUACCUGAUCCUUGUAAAGAUUGACACCAUUGACUAUGUAUAAGUGCCCACGGAACUGGUAAUAUUCACAUAGCAGAGGAAGCAGUUCAUGGUGGCGCCAUGGGAAGCCAGACUUGAUGAAAGAUGUAAGCAAAUGCAUCUGAUCUCAAGUGUUGGACUGAAGCUGGUCAAGGGAGGCUAUGUUUGAGGAUCUGAUGUCUUGUUGAAGAAUAAAAUGCAUUUGUCACCAAUUGGGGGAGCUGUCGGAAGUUGGCCAGCAUUGCUACAUGUACGUGCAGAUGUAGCAUGUCUGGAAGUUGGGGCUAACUGGAUGGCAGGACACAGCAUCUGAAGCCUUGUGCGUCACACCUGGGACAUGUACAAUGUGGAAGCAGUAACAUAGUGUCUGUUCCUUGAUGUGGCAGAGUCUAGUGUUGGAGAUGGCAUCUAGUGAGCGGUUCAUGAAGAUUUUCAAGAGGCUUGUGAUCUGCACCUACUAUCUGGUCAUGAAAGCCCACUGCAAAGAAUAUCGCCAUGUCCAGGGCAUCUGCAACUGCAAGGGCUUCACCCUCUAUUGAGAAAUGGCGUGACUCAGCUGCAUGAGUAAACUGGCUGCCAGCUAUUAAGGUAAUCUUCUAUCCCGUGCGGCAACAAAAUGGCAUUGUGCUCCAGCAGUCACAGUGCUUUUGCAGUAAUCAGAAACCAAUUCCUGAGUUUGACCAAUCAGUUGCAAGGUAAGUAGGCUUUGUUUUGUUGUAUAUCUGGACCUCAUCUUCAAUCUUCAGGGUAUUUGGUGAUUGGGAUGUCUUUUGGGGUUGCCACCAUUUCAGUUUGUCUUUACUUCAGCACAUGUAGUCAAAGUGGUACAGGCACUUGCAGUGGGUACAGGUGUGGUUGUAAGUGGGGCAUUCAGACUUCCUUACUCAUGGUGAUGCUUUCACUCCAUGGUCAUUGUUGCCACAAUAGCCACAUACUUCUGUGUCGCUGCGCUUGUGUUCAAGUCUCCAUGCCUUCCUGUAGGCACUGCUGGCAGUUUGGGAUGUCUGCGGUUGAUGGAGGUGUUGGGCGGACCAUUUGCCUGUCUCCUUGGAUUCGACAAACUGGACUACCUGUUCGAGGGUCAUGGCCUGGUUUGGAUCUCCAAGGAAGUUCAGUUGGAUUUCCGGGUCAGCCAGUUGGGGGACAGAACAUGUCUGAGGAUGGAAUCUGUGUAGUCUACUCUUGUGUUGCAAUUAGGGCUUGCCUCUGAGAAGUGGCAUAUACUGGCUUGACCUCAGAUUCUGGCAGCUACUGAUCUGAUUGGUUCGUCUCUGUCCUAGUGCUAUGUGAGCAAACCAUUGGGUUCUCCUCAUGUACAGCCAGCUUUCUCAUAGUUGCAAGGACUUGUGCUUCAUCCUUAUCUGUUAAGAUGUCCCCAGCAGGGCGUGUGACAUAUUUAUGCAUGUUAUGAAAGCCGUCAUCACAGCAUUCCAACAACUGCAUGAUUUUGUCCUUGCUGGCGAUUUGAGUUGCUGUUGCGUAUUUGUCCAAUCGUCUUAGGAAGUAAAGUCCACUCAUCACUGGUGCAAGUACUGGUAACUGUGGGCCGUCCCAGCCAUUCAACUUUGGCAGAGGCAGUGGCGUUUCUGGGCUUUGCUGGGAUUCUGUGACAUGAAGAGUACAGAUCAAGCAGUUUCACUAAGAUGCAGUCUGAGACGUCAGCAGUCUCAUAGUCACAGCUCAAGACAGAGCUUUUGACCUUGGGCAUGAUGGCGGUUCAAAUCUGGCCUCGUAGUUCUAGUCCCCUGACUCUUUGUUUCAUCAACGUAUUGCUUGUUUAAUCACAAUGAACAAUGAUCACACAUAUCUGAAAUUUAAAUCAGAAAAAUUAUUGAUGAUGUACUAAAGCCUGGUGCAUAAGGUACACUGUAGUUAGCACUAUUCUCUACUUUGUAUUCAGUGCCCACUUUACGUACAUAAACAUGUGCAUGAACAUGACUUUGACCGGUAAAAAGGGAAAAAAAAGUCAGUGCUUUCCAAAUCUGUGUGCUUAAAACAGCUGCCUGAAAGUCCUCUGGAAAUGUAUCCUGAAUAUGGGUGUUUCACAAGAGCAUGCCUCCAAGAGUUUGCAACGCAUUGGCCAAUUGCAAUGCAUGAAAUCUGUUGACCCAAUGCACAUUUUGAAAGGGUUGACAGAUUUCGCGCUUUCAUUAUGAUUGUCCGAGGCAUUGCAAACACUUGGAGGGGGACUACUGUGAAUCACCUGUAUUAAUUAUGUACAUAGAUAAAUGUAUUGUGUAUUUUAUUGCAUUCAAAGGUCGAUCUGAAUGAAUACUUGACACAUAAUAGGGGAUGACUUUGUUUUAAGAUGCAUUUGCUACUGUUCUAACAAAUUAAACAAAUAUAAUGUUUAUGACCUCUGUCCUGUACUGGGUAAAUCUGAUUUUAAAUCAGAAGAGAAGAGAUGUAUGUUGGUUUUUCUGAAACAUUCUCUGAAAUACAUGUAUUAGUCAGUUUUUUAGUAUUGAAAGAAAAUUCAUAUCUUGCUUUUGUAAUAUUUUUCGUAAACUUAGUAAUAUGUUUGACUGGCCCUGUCCAGUUCCAAUAUUUAUUUGGGCAAGUAUGAAAUGGAAAGGGAGUAUUGACUCAAGCUUUGUUUCCAGUUUUAAUAAUGAGAUUGUUUUCACUGAUGUUUGAAAUUCAGUACUUGUAUAUUUCCCACACACACUGACAAACUGAAUCAGAUUGUGUUAAUGAAGGAGAAGUGUGGUCAGCAAUACAAAAUGUAGGUCGUCUGUGAAGGAAAAACAUAUUUACAGUAUUCAUGUGACCCAACCCAACAAACUCAGCGCAAGUUGUUAGAGUCACACCCACACUGACUGUUGUUUUUCAUCAGGAUGCCAAACUGAUUGACACAUUAAAACAAAGAGUUCACCUUGUUUUUUUUUCUUAUGCAAACUAUGACCAAAUUAUUGAACACAGCCCAAGGACCUAUUUUUUGGGAUUCUUCACAAAUUUUCCAAGUGCAGGUACCUGAUGUAAUAUGAUUGCAUUAAAUGAAAUCUAAAAUGAAAAAGUUGGCAGUUAAAACAUAUACAUGAACAUAUUUCUUUGUAUGUGUACGUGUACACAUUUCUAUGGAAUAGGUCAUGAUGGUAAGAAAUGUAUCUUUCUGUUUCUUCCUCCCAUUUGGGUUUAUUCUUUCAUUUGGGAUUAUUCUCUGAAAUAGAAUGAAGGACACACCUUAGCUCUCAUAAAUCCUCACAUAUUACAAAAAAUGGGUUAAAUAUUUGUGCUCUGCUAAUAAAUACUGAUUAAACAAAUAAACUUUUGAUUUUCUUUCAACUUUGUUUUUCCUUUGAAAAAGUGAAUGAAUGGUUGCUUAUUAUGCAAAAGUAAUGAAUGUAGUACAAAACAAUAGCUGUAUACAUGUAUACACCGUAGUAAGUGACCUUUUGUGCAGUAGCUAUGAAAUUUUGCUAUACUGGGUGAGUUUGAAAUUGCCAUUUAGUCCUUUACUUUUACCCCUGAUUUUUGUGAGUUCAGCUCUGAAACAGUUGUACUUUUCUUGAGCAAUAUUGAACUGUGCACUUUUGCGCUAUUUUUAGAGCUAUUUUAACUUUGUAACAGGCCUGCAAUGUCACUAAUCAUGUUUGAAACAAAGUCAGAAGUGAAGCCGAGAUUGGAACCUCCCCAGCAGUAAAGUGCAGUCACCGCUAGACUGGUUAAACUUUUAAGAUUGGUUUCUUCACCUUCCCUGUGGGUUCUUAAUGCAUUGUGUGUACAUACAUGUAGGAGGGAAGCCUGGCUAAACUUUGAUAAGCACAGACCCUGUUUAAUAAACAUUAACAAGACUGGGUUUGUUGACACAAGGAUUUAUUGACAUUGGCGAACCAAUGCAUUUUUAUACUCACAGAUGAAUGGUAAUGUAUAAGUUGGAGUGAAAGUCAAAACUCAUGUAUUUGUCUGAUCACUUUAAACAUCUUCCGAAAGAAAUACAUGUACUCAGAAUACUGUUC
Messenger RNA from Acanthaster planci (crown-of-thorns starfish), 8392 nucleotides. Its product is annotated as prostatic acid phosphatase-like. Gene Ontology annotation, molecular function: acid phosphatase activity. Gene Ontology annotation, cellular component: lysosome. The record is from RefSeq and is a predicted model, not a curated record. NCBI's taxonomy places the organism in Eukaryota, Metazoa, Echinodermata, Asteroidea, Valvatida, Acanthasteridae. Gene Ontology annotation, biological process: lysosome organization; dephosphorylation.